Molecule: messenger RNA, 524 nt
Organism: Phalaenopsis equestris
Lineage: Eukaryota; Viridiplantae; Streptophyta; Magnoliopsida; Asparagales; Orchidaceae
Product: guard cell S-type anion channel SLAC1-like
Biological process (GO): intracellular monoatomic ion homeostasis; stomatal closure; transmembrane transport
Cellular component (GO): membrane
Molecular function (GO): voltage-gated monoatomic anion channel activity
Source: RefSeq, a predicted model, not a curated record
AGGACACAGAAGACAUCCUCCUCCCAACGGACCAAACCUGGCCAUUCCUCCUCCGCUUCCCCAUAAACUCCUUCGGCAUAUGCCUCGGCCUCGGUAGCCAAACCAUCCUCUGGCAAUCCAUCUCCACCAGCCCCUCCAUGUCCUUCCUCCACAUCCCCCCAUCCGUCAACAUCGCCAUCUGGCUCCUCUCCAUCCUCACCCUCCUCCUCGUCUCCCUCACCUACGCCCUCAAAACCGCCUUCUACUUCGAAGCCGUCCGCCGCGAAUACUUCCACCCCAUCCGCGUCAACUUCUUCUUCGCCCCAUCCAUCGCCUCCAUGUUCCUCGCCAUCUCCGCCCCUCCCUCUCUCGCCCCCGCGAAGCCCCACCCCGCGCUCUGGUGCGCCCUGUUCGCUCCCCUGUUCGUCCUCGAGGUGAAGAUAUACGGCCAGUGGUUGUCCGGCGGAAAGCGGCGGCUUUGCAAGGUCGCAAAUCCGUCGUCGCAUUUAUCGGUGGUGGGGAACUUUGUGGGGGCGGUGCUGGCG